Molecule: messenger RNA, 14469 nt
Organism: Bolinopsis microptera
Lineage: Eukaryota; Metazoa; Ctenophora; Tentaculata; Lobata; Bolinopsidae
Product: dynein axonemal heavy chain 5-like
Exons: 16
Coding region: 49-13896 (4615 amino acids)
Biological process (GO): microtubule-based movement
Cellular component (GO): axonemal dynein complex
Molecular function (GO): dynein intermediate chain binding; ATP binding; dynein light intermediate chain binding
Source: RefSeq, a predicted model, not a curated record
AGUCCUACAAAUGAAUAGUUGGGUGCACGACUCUUGAAUCUGAGCCACAUGUCAGCGAAGUCGGAAAAGAAGAUGUCGACGUCAGCGAAGAAAGAUAGGAAGGCGUCAAUAUCAGAGAACAAAGAGAAGAAGGAGAAGAAAGUGUCAAUCUCCGAAAAUAAAGAGAAGAAAGAGCCGAAGAAGGUGUCGAUAAUGGAGCCACCUCCCCGCGUUAAGCCUCCAGUGGACACUAUAUCCCCCCUCCCUGUAUCAUCUCGUAUCUCCGUUAUAGCUCCUCCUAAAUUUCAACGAAAGUCUGUGAUCACCGGAGAUGUCGUCAAGGACUUAAUGAAGGCUACUAAAGCUAGCCGGGAUAUUAAGCGACAACAGAUUGACGCUCGACAUGGAUGGUUAUUUGAUAAGAUAGCUGAUUACUGUGACUUACCUCAAGAUGUUGUUGAAGACCAAAUCUUAGAUUCAGAUUUCACACUAUUCGAGAACUUCUUCAAAGAGAACGGAUCACGAGUUUUGUUGGUGUUCCAAACGCACGACAGGGACGCUGAUGGGAAGGAGAAAAAGGGCUCCCAGAAGCUGUUGGUUACUAGCGGAGAAGAUGUCAAACUUGUUGGAACUUGUACUUACUUCUUCAGAAUUACCAAUGAUAAGGAGGUUAUCGACAAAUUCAUGGACCGAGACGUGUUCUUCGGAACAGUAGAGUCCCCCGACGGAGAUCUUCUGACAGCAGUCAGGACCAUGUUGGACAGUUUAGUUAUCCCACUCUUGCUAAAAAAUAAAGACUGGGGUAAGCUCUCUAAUAACGGGAGCGGUGCUAUUGUCGGAAACUUUAUUACCGGGUUGGAAGAUUUCUCUAAACUUCUAGAAUCUGCCAAAGCCAAUCUGUCAGAAACUUUCAUUUCUAGUGUUAAACUGAAGAUGCCAGAUGAUCUCCCUAUCCAGGGAUUAACAACUCCUCAACAAUACCAGAAUACAGCUGGUAACUUUGACCUGGUGACCCAACUUGAGGGAAUAGUAGCCAGUUGGUGCAAGCAGAUAGAGCAGGUCCUAGCUCAGUCCGAACAAAUGAGAAAAGAAGCUGAUGAUACUGGACCCAACUCAGAGCUUGUCUACUGGAAGGAAAGGAUGGCCAGUUUCAAUGCAUUGCUCGACCAAAUCAAGUCACAACCGUGCAAAACUACAAUUGGAAUCCUGUUUGCUGCCAAGAGUAAGAUAAUCAAACACUGGAAGACACUGGAUGCCCGGAUAACGGACGCAGCAAACGAGGCUAAGGACAACGUCAAGUACCUGUACACGCUGAUGAAAUUCUGUAAACCUUUGAAGAGGUGUAGCCCUGUGGAGAUGCUGGACUGUAUUCCCGGUCUGAUCAACGCUAUCAGGAUGAUCAACUCCAUAUCUCGCUACUACAACACCUCCGAGAGAAUGACUAGUCUUUUCGUCAAAGUCACAAAUCAGAUGGUGUCUGCGUGUAAGAACUACAUCCUGAAAGAUGUGAGCAAGGUAUGGGAACUUCCCAGAGACCAAGCCCUGCAGCGUAUAGGAGACUGCCUCAAUCUCAACUUGGAGUACCAGGCAUGUUUCAGAAGAACCAAAGAAAAGCUGAAGGAGAGUCCAAGUGACAAACAGUUUGAUUUCAGUGAAAAGUACAUUUUCGGAAAGUUUGAGAUCUUUGCUCGCCGCAUGGAGAAGGUGCAAGACAUGCUUCUUACGAUGGAUAGAUUCAGCAUCCUUGCUGUCUCUAAGAUCGAAGGAAUGGAAUCUCAUAAUAAGCAAUGGACUUCGGUCGUUGGAAUGGCCAAGAAGAAGAACUAUGAUAUAUUGGAUCACAGAAGACAAGAAUUUGAGACUGAUUACGAUGACUUCCUGCGAGCUGUAGAAUUGAUACAGACCAAACUUCAAAAGCACAUGGAGAAGUGUGUCGAGGGACAAACAAGUACUUGGAAGUCAUUGCUGAUGUUAAAGAAGUUUGAAGAUAUGCCUCAACUUCAAUUGGACCUUGAGGAGAAAUGGUUCAAGUGCCUCAUCUCCUAUGGAAAGGAUCUAGAGAAUAUCAGAAAGCAGUACCAGAAGGUGAAAGAUAACCCUCCAAUCCCCCGAAACAUGCCUCCUAUUUCCGGUAGAAUAGCGUGGGCUAGACAGCUCUAUGAAGUUAUUGACAAACCCAUGCAGCUUCUCGGUACUCAACGAGGAAUAGUUAACACCGCUGAGGGAAGGAAGAUUGUCAAGAACUUCAACAGAAUGGCGGCUGUGCUUGUUGAGUUUGAGGUCCUAUACCACCAAGGUUGGACCCAGGCUGUGGAGAAGGCAAUUACAGGACUCAAAUCAUCUCUGUUGGUUGAACAUCCUGAGACACAGAAACUGUACGUCAAUAUGGACCCCCACGUGUGGGAACUACUCAGAGAAACUAGGAUUAUGAUCCUCAUGGAACUUGAUGUUCCUGCUGCUGCCAAGUCUCUACGAGUCAACAUCUACACCAUGAAACACAACUGGACACGACUUGAGUCCAUCUUGGCAGACUACGACUCACUCAUCAAAUGUAUUCCCAAGAUCUUCCUGAGAGCGAUGGGACCGAUUAUAUCCAGAGUGGACGAGGCCAUCAAACCUGGCAAAUCUAUCAUGUCGUGGACCUCCAUGAAUCUUGACAGCUACACAAAGAACAUUUAUGUUGAGCUGAACAACCUGGAGAAAGUGAUGAGAAGAGUACGUGAUAUGCACGAUGUUCAGCUGGAAAACGUCCUGGCAUCUAUCUCUGCAUCUCCUCUGGUGGAAAUUCCUCAAGAUGAUGUGUACGCUGUGGACGAGUUCCUUGAUAUGUUUGAGAGGGAAACAAAAUCUAAGUGCACCAAACUUGCAAGACAGAUGGAGCUUAUCGAAAUUUCGCUCCACGAUAUCAUACGUUACUUGAAGCAGAAUUACAAUGAAUAUGAGCUGGUCGGUUUGGAAGACCAAUACAAGUGUCUCCGCCCAGAGGGUAAGAAUCAGACCAGAUGUACAGAGUGCCUGCCCUGCUGUGUCUUCAACGUGUAUCAGUACUUCCACAGUCGCUCAACUGAAGCUCUCGUCAAAUGUACCCGGAAUUCUCUGGAUGCCAUCAGGAGAAGGUUUAUCAUCUCAACUGCUAAUCAGUUCAUGAAGUCAUCCCGUGACCAAGUCCAAGAGCCGAAACCACCUCUGUUCAAAGCUGACAUUUGUCUCGCUAUCCCACAAACUGUCAUGAAGCCCAGUCUUGACGACGUUCAAGGGUGCCUCAAUAAGGCCGUCCAAAUGCUCCUACAAGCAUGCCAGACGAUCAAGGACUGGGGCAAGCCAGAUCCUGAAGAUGGUAGACAUAAAAUUUUCUGGAAAGCAAUCAGCGAACACAAAGACAUACAGAAGGUCGUAAUAAUACUGAACACGAUUGUGAACAGUACUAUUGUGGAAGUUAACGCAGCUCUCUCUAGUUUCUCUAACUACAACUACCUCUGGCAAGACAACAAGGACAAGGAACUGGAAGCGUUCCUGAAGAUCGAUCCAACUUUGUCAGAAUUUGAAGCAAAGAUCAGUUACUACGAGAAGGAAGGCGCUGAGAUCGUAGGAAUGAGUUCUGACAAGCAAGUCGGUGCCAUACUUAUGAGAAGUGAACCUCUAAGAGUAGCACUCAAAGCUGAGUGUGACAACUGGAAGAACGUUUACGCAGUAUGCCUCAACCAAAGGGUUAAGACAGACAUGAACGAUCUCAUUGAGUUCAUCAGUGAGAUGUCUAAGAAGCUUGGUCGUAAUAUCACUGAUUUAGACGAUGUCCGAAAUGCCAUGUCAGCCUUGUCCAAAAUGCGUGAGGCUGAAAUCAAGGUAGAUAUGACUAUUGGACCAGUUGAGGAAGCGUAUGCUAUGUUGUCACGUCAUGACUGUCAUGUCAUGAGGGAGGAGGUUGAGAAUGUUGACACCUUGCAAUAUCGUUGGACUAAGGUUCUUUCUCAGUCACAUAAAGUGCAAAACCAUCUUCUUACAAUCCAACCCAACUUCCGUAAGGAUCUCGUCACCAAUAUCACUGUUUACAGAGAUACUGUGGAUGACUUUAUUGGGGAUUACGAUCAGAAAGGACCGAUGGAACUUGGUAUUAGUCCACAGGAAGCAUCUGAGAGGGUCAGCAUCUUCCAAGUUAAGUUUGACGACAUGUGGCAGAAGUAUGAGACAUAUUCUGGAGGUGAAGAGCUGUUCGGCUUGGCUGUCACAGAAUAUCCAGAGCUGCACAAAACCAAACGAGAACUUACUCUGCUUCAGAAACUCUACGGCCUCUACAACGAUGUCAUCAACACAGUUAACGGUUAUUACGACAUCCUCUGGCAUGAGGUUGACAUUGAGCAAAUCAUGAGUGAGCUUGUAGACUUCCAAAAUAAAUGCAGGAAGUUGCCAAAGGGUCUUAAAGACUGGGAAGCAUUCUUGGAUCUGAAGAAAAAGAUCGACGACUUCAAUGAAUGUUGUCCUCUGUUGGAGAUGAUGGCUAACAAGGCUAUGGAGAAGCGCCAUUGGACUCGAAUCGAAGACCUCACCAAAUAUAAGUUUGAUAUCGAAUCCGAGACCUUCCAGUUGAGAGACAUCAUGAAGGCUCCACUGCUUGAAUUCAAAGAAGACAUUGAAGACAUCUGUGUAGCUGCAGUCAAGGAGAGAGAUAUCGAGGGCAAACUCAAACAGGUCAUUGCUGAUUGGAGUACUCAAGAGUUCUCGUUCGGUAUGUUCAAGACUCGCGGCGAACUUCUACUGAAGGGUAAUGAAACCGCUGAGAUCGUCUCGCUGAUGGAAGAUUCUCUUAUGGUCCUAGGAUCGUUACUUAGUAAUCGAUACAAUGCUCCAUUUAAACCUAACAUCCAAAAGUGGGUAGCUAAUCUGACAGGAACAACAGAGAUUAUCGAGCAGUGGCUCCUUGUACAGAAUCUAUGGAUCUACCUAGAGGCUGUGUUUGUUGGCGGUGAUAUUGCCAAGCAGUUGCCCCAAGAGGCAAAACGUUUCGCUAACAUUGACAAAAGUUGGGCUAAGAUCAUGGCCUAUGCUCACGAGAAUCCUAAUGUAGUACAGUGCUGCGUUGGUGACGAGAUGUUGGCUCAACUACUCCCCCAUCUUCUGGAACAGCUUGAGAUCUGUCAGAAGUCUCUUACUGGUUAUCUUGAGAAGAAACGACUGUUGUUCCCCAGGUUCUUCUUCGUUUCCGAUCCUGCACUACUUGAGAUCCUUGGUCAAGCAAGUGAUUCCCACACCAUCCAGAACCAUCUGCUAUCUGUGUUUGAUAACGUUAGGUAUGUCACAUUCGACGAGAAGGUUUAUGAUAAGAUCCUGGAGAUCAUAUCACAAGAGGGUGAGAGGGUGGACCUUGUCUCCUCUGUCAUGGCUUCAGGUAAUGUUGAAAACUGGCUUGGAGCUCUCUUGAAAUCAGCCCAGGAGUGUGUUCAUUUUGUCAUCAGAACUGCUAGUAUGGCUCUUCAGGACCCUAACUUCAAACUUGUAGAAUUCUUGUUCAACUAUCAAGCUCAAGUAGGUCUGCUUGGUCUCCAAAUGCUGUGGACCAAAGAAGCUGAAAUUGCGAUGAGUCAAGCUCGAAGCGACAAAAAGAUCAUGGCUGCUACUGAUCAGAAGUUUUUGGACAUGCUAAACCUGCUCAUUGAGGUCACUACACGUGAGCUAACAAAAAUGGAGAGAACAAAAUUCGAAACCCAUAUCACCAUUCACGUGCAUCAGCGUGAUAUCUUCCAUGAUCUCGUUGCAAUGCACGUCAAAUCUGUCAGCGAUUUCGAAUGGACCAAACAGAGUAGGUUCUACUUUGACGACGACAAUGACGUGUGCCAGAUCUCAAUCACCAAUGUCGAUUUCUCCUACCAGAACGAGUUCCUGGGUUGUACUGAUCGUCUUUGUAUCACCCCACUCACUGACAGGUGCUACAUUUCUAUCGCUCAAGCUCUGCACAUGAGUUUGGGAGCCGCCCCUGCUGGUCCAGCUGGAACAGGUAAAACUGAAUCCGUCAAAGACAUGGGAAGGUGUCUGGGUAAGUUUGUGGUUGUGUUCAACUGUUCCGAUCAGAUGGAUUUCCGUGGUCUUGGUCGUAUCUACAAGGGUCUCGCCCAAUCUGGAUGCUGGGGUUGCUUUGACGAGUUCAAUCGUGUCGAGCUUCCUGUACUUUCUGUGGCUGCUCAGCAGAUUGCUGUUGUCCUCAGUUGUAAGAAAGAACGUAAGAAGGAGUUCAUCUUCACUGAUGGUGAUGUGGUCAGUCUAGAUCCAGAGUUUGGUCUCUUCUUGACGAUGAACCCCGGUUACGCCGGACGACAGGAGUUGCCAGAAAAUCUGAAGAUUAACUUCAGGACAGUGGCUAUGAUGGUGCCAGAUCGUGAGAUCAUCAUGAGAGUAAAACUUGCGUCAGUAGGUUUCAUGACUAACGUGGUGCUGUCUGGUAAGUUCUUCACUCUCUACAAGCUCUGUGAGGAGCAGCUGUCAAAACAAGUCCAUUAUGAUUUCGGUCUAAGAAAUAUCUUGUCUGUGCUGAGGACUAUGGGAGCCUUCAUGAGAAGCAACAAAGAGAUGUCUGAAGACAGCAUCAUGAUGAAAGUUAUGAGAGACAUGAACUUGUCCAAACUGGUGGAUGAAGAUGAACCCUUGUUCUUGUCACUGAUUGACGAUCUGUUCCCAUCGCUUGUUCUGCCAACUGUCGGUUACCCGGAGCUGGAAGCAUGUAUUUCGGAAAGGGUCAGCGAGAUGGGACUCGUAAAUCAUCCUCCAUGGAUGCUCAAAGUUAUUCAGUUGUAUGAGACUCAGCGAGUACGGCAUGGUAUGAUGACACUAGGACCCUCUGGUGCAGGAAAGACCAGCUGUAUCUAUGCUCUCAUGAGAUCCAUGACUCAGAUGGGACAACCUCAUCGAGAAAUGAGAAUGAAUCCAAAAGCCAUCACUGCACCUCAGAUGUUCGGUAGAUUAGAUGUAUCGACCAACGAUUGGACAGAUGGAAUUUUCUCUACUCUUUGGAGAAAGACCUUAAAGAUGAAGAAAUCCGAGUAUGUUUGGCUCAUUCUUGAUGGUCCAGUAGAUGCUAUCUGGAUUGAAAAUCUGAACUCUGUAUUGGACGACAACAAGACACUGACACUUGCCAACGGUGAUCGAAUUCCCAUGUCACCAAACGCCAAAAUUAUCUUUGAAGUGCAUAACAUCGACAAUGCUUCUCCAGCGACUGUGUCCAGGAACGGUAUGGUGUUCAUGUCUGCCUCCGUAUUGAACUUUGCGCCGCUCACAGGAGCUUGGCUUAGUAGUCUUACUCCUAUGCAGUCUGACGUAUUCAAAAAUCUGAUAGAUCAUUGCUUUGAAGAGACAUACCAAUUCUAUGAGAUCGCACUAAAACCGAAGAUGGACAUCUUAGAGAGUAUUUUAGUCGCACAAUUCAUCAGCAUCAUCAAUGGAUUACUGCCUCCACAGGAUGCAGCGAAACAGCCGUCCAAUGCAAACAUGGAACGUCUUUAUGUGUUUGCUCUUAUGUGGAGUAUGGGUGCUAUCCUUGAAUUGGAAGACAGGGUUAAAUUCCAAAACUUCCUCGAAGAGAAGGGUGGCCUGAGCUUGCCCAAAUGCGAUGCAGCUACCGGCACCACAAUAUUUGAAUACUACGUUACAGAUGAUGGAGAAUGGGCUCAUUGGGAUGCCAAGGUCGAAGAGUACAUGUAUCCUCAAGAUAGUAUCCCAAGAUACGACUCUAUUCUUGUGCCUAAUGUUGAUAACACAUGCACUGAGUUCUUACUUGCAACCAUCGCCAAACAAAACAAAGGAGUGUUGCUGAUCGGUGAAAGUGGUACUGCCAAGACUGUCAUCAUCAAGGCAUACUGCGGUAAGUACGAUCCCGACGAACAUCUGUACAAAGCCAUGAACUUCUCAUCAGCCACAACUCCUGGUCUUUUCCAGAGUGCUGUAGAGAGCUACGUCGACAAGAGGAUGGGAAGCACAUACGGACCUCCAGCAGGAAAGAAGAUGACAGUGUUCAUUGAUGAUGUGAACAUGCCUGUCAUCAACGAGUGGGGUGAUCAGAUCACCAACGAGAUCGUCAGGCAGCUGAUGGAGAACAAAGGUUUUUACAAUCUGGAGAAGCCGGGUGACUACACGAGUAUUGCUGAUGUUCAGAUCAUGGCUGCUAUGAGUCACCCAGGUGGUGGUAGAAAUGACAUUCCUGAACGGCUCAAGCGACAGUUCUGUGUAUUUAAUUGUACACUUCCUUCUGAAAACAGUAUGGAUCUCAUUUUCAAUACUAUUGCUGCUGGCUACUUCUCUGAAGCGAGGAACUUCGUUCCCGAAGUUGGAGCUAUGACUAAAAAUCUUGUCCCCAUCACCAGGAUUUUAUGGCAAAGCGUAAAGAAGAAGCUGCUUCCAACCCCAGCCAAGUUCCAUUACAUCUUCAACUUGCGUGAUCUUAGUAGGAUCUGGAAAGGAAUUCUCAAAGUCACUGCUGAGGUUAUCGACACACAAGACAAAGUCUUGGCCUUGUGGUACGGUGAAGUGAACAGAGUAAUUGGUGACCGGUUUACCAACCAGAAAGAUUGUGAUUGGCUUCACAGCGCUUUGGUCGGAAUAGUUAACGAAGAACUCGGUACUGAAAUGGGUGAAAAACUCCAUAAGGACAUCUUCUUUGCAGAUUUCAUGAGAGAGCCACCAGAGCCAACUGGUGAAGAACCGGACGAUGCUGAAUUUGAGGCUCCAAAGAUUUACGAACAAGUUAAUGUCAAGACCGAACUACCAACCAAGCUAAAAUCGUACCAAGAAAUGUACAAUGAGACUGUGAGAGGUGCUGGUAUGGAUCUUGUGUUCUUCAAGGAUGCCGCCGUACAUCUUGCUCGUAUCUCCAGAAUUCUGUCCAUGCCCAUUGGACAUGCUAUGUUGGUGGGUGUAGGUGGUUCCGGUAAACAGUCUCUGACUAGACUGGCUUCUUUCAUCGCUGGAUAUGAAAUCUUCCAGAUUACUUUGUCCAGAACUUACAACGCUCAGAAUCUUCUAGAUGAUCUGAAAAUCUUGUACCGAUCAGCUGGUGUAAAGGGUAAGGGCGUCACCUUUAUCUUUACUGACAAUGAGAUUAAGGACGAAAACUUCCUUGAGUCGAUGAACAAUCUUAUCGCUUCCGGUGAGAUUUCAGGCAUGUUCCAGCGUGACGAAAUCGAUGAAAUUCUUGGUGAACUCGGACCAGUUAUGAAGAAAGAGAUGCCGAGACAUCCGCCUACAAAUGAAAACCUCUACGAAUACUUUAUAAACCGAGUCAAACAAAACCUUCACGUGGUACUAUGUUUCUCUCCAGUGGGCGAAAAGUUCAGAACCAGGUCACUCAAGUUCCCCGGUCUCUUCUCAGGUUGCACAAUGGAUUGGUUCAUGAGAUGGCCUAAAGAGGCUCUCGUGGAAGUCUCUAACCACUUCUUGAGCACAUACAAAAUGGAUACCCCAGAUGAUGUGAAACUAAGUAUCAUCCAGAGUAUGGGUGUAAUUCAGGAUGGGGUUGCUGAGACAUGUAUUGAAUACUUCAAUAGGUUCAGGAGACAGACUCAUGUCACUCCAAAAUCUUACCUUUCUUUCUUGGCCGGUUUUAAGAUUAUCUACACUGAGAAAUAUAGUGAAAUUAAAAUCUUGGCUUCAAGGAUGGAAACCGGUUUGGCAAAGUUGCUAGAAGCGAGUCAGAGUGUUGCAGAGCUUAGUGAAAUGUUGGUAGUGAAAGAAAAGGAUUUAGCAGUCGCCAGUAAAGAGGCUGACGUUGUGUUGCGAGAGGUGACGGUCUCCGCAACAGCUGCUGAAAAAGUAAAGGCUUCCGUUCAGAAAGUAAAGGACAAAGCUCAAGCUAUCGUCGACGAGAUUUCAAAGGACAAAUUGGUUGCUACAACGAAGUUAGCUGCUGCAGCGCCCGCCCUUAAAGAAGCAGAAAAAGCUCUUAGUACCAUCAAGGCGGGAGACAUCGCUACUGUCCGUAAACUCGGUAAACCACCUCAUUUGAUCAUGCGUAUUAUGGAUUCCGUGUUGCUUCUUUUCCAGAAGUCUAUAGCGAAGACCCAGAUGGAUCCAGAGAAGCCUGGAUUUAUCAUGACAAGUUGGGGUGAUGCCUUGAAGUUAAUGGGAGAUACUAAAUUCUUGAAUAACCUUCUAACAUUCCCAAAAGACACGAUCAAUGAUGAGGUGGUUGAGUUGCUUGAACCAUAUUUGGCCGCGGAUGAUUUCAACCUUGAAAGAGCUAAGGCUGUGUCUGGCAAUGUUGCUGGUCUUCUCAGUUGGUGUCGAGCUAUGUCCUUCUUCUUCAGUAUCAACAAGGAGGUGUUGCCCUUGAAGGCUAACUUGGCUGUCCAAGAAGGUAGAUUGCUGAUCGCUAAUACUGAUUUAGCUGAAGCGCAAGGUCAGUUGGAUGAGAAGCAAAAGGAAUUGGACGUGGUACAAGCGAAGUUCGAUGCUGCUGUGAAUCACAAGCAGAUGUUGAUGGACGACGCUGAGGCUACAAGACGAAAAAUGACCAAUGCCACUGCUCUUAUUGAGGGUCUGGCCGGUGAGAAAACUCGAUGGACUGAAGCUGGUUUACGUUUUAGUGACCAAAUCAAGCGACUUGUUGGAGAUGCUCUUCUGUGUACAGGUUUCUUGUCAUACUCUGGUCCAUUCAACCAAGAGUUCCGAGACAUCCUGGUUAAGAACUGGAAGACUAUGUGCAUGAGAAACAAGAUCCCCUUCUCAGAAGAUCUCGAUCUGACAAAGAUGUUGGUCGAUAAUGCAACGGCAGGCGAGUGGGUCCUGCAAGGCCUUCCAACUGAUAACCUCUCCGUUGAAAAUGGUAUUAUUGUAACGAAAGCGACUCGAUACCCACUUCUUAUUGAUCCUCAAGGUCAAGCUACGAUCUGGAUUAAAAAGAAGGAGGCUGAAAAUGAACUUACUGUCUCACAGAUGAACAACAAAUACUUCAGAACGCAUCUUGAAGACGCUCUUUCACUAGGUCGACCCUUCUUGCUGGAAGACGUCGGGGAGGAACUUGACCCUGCGCUGGAUAACGUUCUCGAAAAAAACUUCAUCAAACAGGGUUCAACCUUCAAGGUGAAAGUGGGUGACAAAGAAUGUGACGUGAUGAGCGGUUUCCGUAUGUACAUCACCACAAAGCUCCCCAAUCCCGUGUACACGCCUGAGAUCUCUGCCAGAACCAGUAUCAUUGACUUCACAGUCACACAAAAGGGUCUAGAAGAUCAGCUGUUGGGUCGUGUCAUCCUUACUGAAAAAGCUGAGCUGGAGAGCGAGAGAAACAAACUUAUGGAGGAAGUCAAUGCAAACAAAAAGCGAAUGCAGGAUCUCGAGGAUAACUUACUGAAGCGUCUUACCGAGACCCAGGGCUCACUGGUAGAGGACGAAGACUUGAUUGUUGUACUCCAAGUUACCAAGAAAACUGCCCAAGAUGUUAGUGAAAAGUUGAGCACUGCUGCCGAAACUGAGAUAAAGAUCAACACUGCAAGAGAGGAAUACCGUCCAGUGGCUACUCGGGGAAGUAUUCUAUAUUUCCUGAUUGUCAGUAUGUCCAUGGUAAACAACAUGUACCAGACAUCGCUCCGUCAGUUCCUCAUAGAGUUUGAUAUCAGUUUGGCAAGAUCCGACAAAUCUCCGAUCACUGCUAAACGUAUCAAGUUUAUCAUCCAAUACUUGACAUUUGCUAUCUUCAAGUACACCAUGAGAGGUCUCUACGAAGAGGAUAGGUUCCUGUUCACCAUGCUGCUUUCCCUGAACAUCGAUCUCAACAGUGGCCGACUCCGAGGAGAAGAGUUCCAAACCUUCUUCAAGGGUGGUGCCGCUCUUGAUCUGAACUCUGUAGAACCCAAACCCAAGAAGUGGAUCAUGGAUAUGACUUGGCUGAACUUGGUGCAAUUGAGCAAGCUCACGAGGUUUUCUCAAAUCCUCGGACAAGUCACCAGGAACGAUAAAGCAUGGAAGGCUUGGUUCGAUACUGAUGCUCCCGAAGAAAAUGACAUCCCAGACUACAAGUUCAAUGUUGAUGAGUCAUUCAGUAAACUAUUGCUGAUCAGAUCGUGGUGUCCAGAUCGUAUCAUCCCUCAGGCAAGACACUACGUCAACGCUAGUGUGGGUAAGAAGUUCACUGAAGCAGUUAUUCUCAACUAUCCUCUCUUGUAUGACGAGACUCACGCAAAAUGCCCACUGAUCUGUUUCCUGAGCAUGGGAUCAGAUCCCACUGAAAGCAUCAAGAACUUUGCCAAGAAGAAGAAGACUGAGUGCAGAGAUAUUUCUAUGGGACAAGGUCAGGAGGUACCGUCUAGAAGAAUUCUAGCUCAGAGUUUCGCGGAUGGUUGCUGGGUCUUACUUCAGAACUGCCAUCUGGGUCUAGGGUUCAUGGACGAGGUACUGGCAACUGUCCUAACCGCCGAAUCCAUCAAUCCUAACUUCAGACUAUGGAUGACAACAGAGCCUCAUCCUGAGUUCCCUAUAAACUUCUUACAGCACAGUAUCAAGUUUACCAAUGAGCCGCCUCAGGGUAUUAAAGCAGGUCUCUCCAGAACCUACAACAACAUGACUCAGGAGCAACUUGACAUUUCCAGUACAUUCCAAUGGAAGCCAAUGUUGUACGACCUUGCUUUCCUGCACACAACAGUCCAAGAAAGGAGAAAGUUCGGACCGCUAGGUUGGAACAUUCCAUACGAGUUUAACCAGUCUGAUCUGACCGCGAGUCUUCAGGUUGUCCAGACUCAUCUGGACGAUAUGGAUCCUAAGAGAGGUGUCUCGUGGGUUUGUAUUCGUUACAUGAUAGCAGAGGUUCAGUAUGGUGGUCGUGUCACUGAUGACUUCGACAAACACCUACUGAAUACUUACACCAGGACAUGGAUGGGCGAGAACAUCUUCAACAACAACUUCUGCUUCUACAAGGGCUACAAAAUCCCUAACUUUGCUAAAGUAGACGAGUAUCUCAACUACAUCAACGAAGAACUGCCCGAGGUGGACACACCAGAAGCCUUCGGUCUGCAUCCUAACGCGGACAUCACAUACCAGAGUAAUACAGCCAACACUGUCAUCGAGAAGAUCAUCAACAUCCAGCCCAAAGACGCAGGAACUGGAGGAGGUGAAACAAGGGAGGAGUUAGUCUACCGAUUAUCUGCAGAGAUGUUGGAGAAGGUUCCAGAGAACUUUGUCAGUCACGAAGUCAAGGCCAGACUCAUGAAAUACGGAGUAUUCCAGCCCAUGAACAUUUUCCUUAGACAAGAAAUCGAUCGUAUCCAGAAAGUCAUUACAGUUGUGAAACAAACUUUGAUAGAUUUGCAACUUGCUAUCGACGGUACAAUCAUUAUGAGCGAUUCUCUCAAAGACGCUUUGGACAACAUAUUCGAUGCUCGAGUCCCCAAGACCUGGUCCAAGAUAUCCUGGGACAGUUCUACUCUAGGUUUCUGGUUCACCGAAUUGCUGGACAGAGAUAUGCAGUUCAAGUCAUGGAUAUUCGAGUCCAGACCUAACGUGUUCUGGCUCACUGGAUUUUUCAAUCCUCAGGGUUUCCUGACUGCGAUGAGACAGGAGAUUACUCGUGCUCACAAGGGCUGGGCGCUGGAUGUGGUGCAGCUCUUCAACGAGAUGACAAAGAUGAACAAAGAGGACGUCUCCAGUUCACCCCAAGAUGGAGUGUACAUAUACGGGCUGUCACUGGAUGGUGCUGGUUGGGAUAAGAGGGGAAUGCGGCUUAUUGAACCUUCACCCAAAGUACUCUUCACACCACUCCCUGUGGUCCACAUGUUCGCUCUCAAUGAAAUGACCAAGGAACAGAAGGCUCAACGAGUGUACGAAUGUCCAGUCUACAAGAAGCCUCAGCGUACUGACCUGACCUACAUCACCAACAUGAGGUUGAAGACGAGCCAGAACCCCGAGUACUGGACCUUGAGGGGCGCUGCUCUGCUCUGUGACAUCAAAUAGAUCAGUCGUCACUCGAUCUGCAGCAUUUGAGCGACUAUACUCAGAGUUUUUUGUUUACUCGAAUGAUUUAUCAGAACUAGGUAAAGAUUGUACCAUUAUCAUUUAGUUCUUUUUGUUAGUGUUGGAAUUUGUGUUUGUGGAAAUGAACAAAAAGUACAUAUUUUGCUCAAGAUAAAAGAAAUUUAACGUUUAAACGUUUCUUCCUUUUAACAAGAUUUAUAUGGUUUGGGUGUGGUUGAACCUAACUUUUAAAUGUUGUCAACAUGGAAAAAUUCUCUGCAACAGGCCCAAAUCGAAAAGAAUGACAAUUCGAAAAAUAUGCUUUUAGCAGAGUAUUAUCCAGAUGUAUUUACUUUUAAAACGGUGUAUAUAUACACCACACAGUAUUUCACUUCCAGAACUUACUUUUUUUAAAGAUCUCUGGUUUUUCCUCGUGAUUAUUGAUUAUAUUAAUUAAAUGUCCUUUAAUUGUUGCAUCCUGAUUAUCCUUAAUUGCCCGUACUGAAAAAAGGAUGGUUCGGGCAUUUCUUUUGAUGUAAAUAUUAUCAUGCUUGUUUAGAUUUUUGCCAUAAA